AUGAUUCUCGUGCUAAUUUUCAGACUGCUCUCAAUAUUGAUUGUUCGCACUUCCACUGACUUGGCCGAGGAACAUGCUCCUAUCGCGCGAACCCUUACCGAGGCACUGUUGGCACCUGAACGAUUGCGUAUUCUCACGCAUAUACUUCUCACAAAAUCGGUUGAGGCAGUUAAGUCAGCUCUUUCACUUCUAGCCUGUAUACCAACGGUCAGCAUCGAGGCAGCACAUGAUCUGCUGCGAAGUUUGGACUUCGGGGUGCAAAGCUUUUCGCUAUGUUCCCGAAACCGGAAUCUAAAAGAUGAUAAUGAUGUGCGUACUUGCUUCGUGAACCUCAUAUCCGCUUUCUUUUUUACAAACUCCAACCAGAUUAUUCGCGACUUGGUGAAUAAAAAAGAUGCUUUGGCUCUCCUGCUUAAUGGAAUAUUCACUGAUAAGUACCAGAAUCUGAUGUUGAUAUUACAGUUACUGACGCAAAAGAUUAUUUAUAAUUGUUAG
Protopolystoma xenopodis is the source of this 495-nucleotide messenger RNA. The record is from the annotation of a GenBank genome assembly. Lineage: Eukaryota; Metazoa; Platyhelminthes; Monogenea; Polystomatidea; Polystomatidae.